Messenger RNA from Anoplopoma fimbria (sablefish), 2189 nucleotides. RefSeq lists its product as uncharacterized. The record is from RefSeq and is a predicted model, not a curated record. NCBI's taxonomy places the organism in Eukaryota, Metazoa, Chordata, Actinopteri, Perciformes, Anoplopomatidae. Gene Ontology annotation, molecular function: calcium ion binding. Bases 132 to 2189 code for a protein of 685 amino acids. The transcript has 10 exons.
CAGCUAGUUGAUGAAUUUCAGCUGCUCACACAGGAAAUGAAAACAGCAGUUUAACUGAAGCUGUGAGGCUCGACUACACUUCCCUUUACACACAUUUAAGAAGUUAAACAGAAAAAGGAUUUGGUAGUAAAAUGCCACAACAAAACAGCUUUAGUUUAAAAAGUGUGCCGCUCAUAUUCCUGCUGAUAUUUGGUAUAUUUUGGAAACACUGUGACUCUCAGGUGAACAGAGAAGAUGAAGCCAACAAACCUCCAGAUGGACCCGGCGGUGACGGCGGUGCCUUCUUCGCCAUGCGGAGCUGCCACCGGCUGCUGCACGGCGACACCGGCGAGUUCUUCUCCCCGGACUACCUGUGCUCCAACCCGCCUCUGUGGUGCAACUGGACCAUCCAGGUGGACCCCGCAAAGAGGAUCCACCUGCACCUGGAGGACCUGAGCUCCGAUGACGGCUGCUUUCUCAAAGAGGACCAGGUCCACGUGGACGAGCCCCCCGGGGGUUUCAGGGGUCAUAAGAUCCUGCAGAAGUGCUGGCGGGAGGCCAAGUACACCUCCUCCUCAAACACCCUGUAUGUGGUGGUGCUGAUUGGCGGCUGGCCCAGCCCGCCUUACAGGGGCUUCUAUGGCCGCUACCAGGCAUUUGGACCGCCAGUGGUUUACAACCCACAUGAGGGAUUCCUAGAGACAAACAGGAAGUCCGAACCUUCUCCUGGACUCAUGGACUUCAACGAACUUGUCAUGGACGGUGAACAGAUGGACUUGGAUUUGCCAGAGCUUCCAUCAACAGGAAAUACUGAUUUUGUGUACGAUUAUUAUGGUCAAUACUCAGGUACAGCGGCUGAGCUGGACCACAAGGACGCAAACACUAAGAUUGAUGAAAACCAACCUCUAGAGUUGGAAUUCUACAACCACAUCUACCCGUCCAAACCUGCACCCACAGAGGCGGCAUCCACACUGGGGACCUCUCGAUCCGGAAGAGGUGCAGCUCCAACACCUUCAGACCAGUCCGACUCCGCCGACCCUCCAGCAUCUCCACAGCAGCAACACGGCGGUCAGGACCAGGAGCCCCAACCAACCACAAGCAGCCCAAUCACAAUACAAGUUGACGUGGAGGAAGAUUCGACACAUCCACAGGAAGCUGCUGUUCCAGAGGAGGAGAACCCGUCAGACGGUGAGAACAGGACGGAGGUCUGGGAGGGUCCUGUCCCCUCCGAAGCACCUGAACCAGAGGACACUGAGCAGACUCAUCCUCAUCCCAACAUGGUGGAGCCGCUGUCGGACCACAGAGGGAACCUCAACAUUAGAAAUCACUCUGAAAUUCCACAUCUUCCUGGCGAUCACCUGUUUGAAGUGGCUCUUGAGGUGAACUUUAGACCGGAUUCUGAGGAGUCCUGGGACAUCCUAUCCGGGUCACUGCUGCUGUCGGUAAAGACUUUGAUCAGUGAGCAGCUGAAGUCUCUGCAUACCCCGCUGUCCAUGUCGACUAAAAGAAUAAAAAGGCUGAGCACAGGAGUGCUGUACAUCCUCUGGCUGCAGAUUGCACAGCAGCCCGGGGGUCUGCAGGUCCACAAGGUCGUCCACUCCGGCCUGCAGGGCCUCAUCGGCACGGGGAUCGAAGUCAGCGAACACCACGGGAAGGCCGUCCUCAUCUCUGUGUCGAUCGCAGAUGUAAACGAGUGUGGGACUCAGCUGGUGCUGUGUGACGUUAACGCCGACUGCUUGAACCAGUUCGGGUCGUACUCGUGCCGCUGCAGACCGGGCUUCCAGGACAAGUCUCGCCUCGGGUCUGGAGGAACCGUCUGCGCUGAUGCAAAGGCUGCAGGUUGCACCUCGGGCCUGUCUGCUGAGACCAAAGGCGUCUACGUGCUCUUCUUCCUGCUCAGCUUCCUCAUCCUCGUGCUGCUGGCGGCGGCCGGCCUGCUGUACCACCGUCACCGCCGGGGGGCUUUUCUGGUUCGGUGCCACAGCAGCGACAGCGUCUCUCUUCCUGAUAACAACAACCACCACCACCAUCACGGCGACUCCGACCUGCCCCCCACCCCCACCUGCCAGGGGCCUCAGGGAGGGCUGGCCUCAGGUGAAGGAGCGCUGCCCGGUCAUCGACCUGCCGCUGCUGAGCUUCAGCCCGCUGCUGCUGCCGCCGGACGGCUUCAUGGAGUCAAAGGACGGCGGGAAGAAGUGACCAUACGUUAA